AUGCCCCUCCCAAAAUCUCUACUCAGACCUAGAGCGCUCCACACCCUCUCUUCCCAGUCCAAACCGCUCACUUCACCUCAUCCUCCUCCGCCGCCGGAUACCUUCCUCGUCGACAAGGCCAUAUCAAUUCUCAAAUACCACCACCCCUCACUCCUCAACCCCUUAAUCCCCCAAUUCACCCCUGCAGCCGCCUCCUCUCUUCUCCUCCAAUCCCAAAACGACCACACCCUAAUCCUUAAAUUCCUCAAUUGGGCUCGCAAAUUUCCCUUUUUCACCACCCACCUACAAUGCCUCUGCCUCUCCAUACACAUUCUCACUCGCUUCAAGCUCUACAAAACCGCCCUAACACUGGCGGAACAAGCCGCCCUCACUUUUCCCGCCGACCAAACGACCGAUUUGGUCUUUUCCUGCCUUGUCGACACGUACCAGCUCUGCAACUCCAGCUCCGCGGUGGUUGAUUUGAUGGUAAGGGCCUUGUCUAAUUUGAAGCAGAUUGAUAGAGCUUUGAAUUUUGUGAAUUUGGCUACAAAUCAUGGUUUCCAGCCUAGUGUGUUGUCAUAUAAUUCGAUUUUGGAGGCGAUUAUUCGGAGUAAGGCUUCUGGAUGUGUAGAGUUAGCCAACACUGUGUAUAAUGACAUGCUGCAUAAAGAUGUUUCCCCCAAUGUUUUUACUUACAAUAUAUUGAUUAGAGGGCUGUGUGCAAAUAAGACUAUUGAUAGGGGGUUGGAUUUCUUUGAGAAGAUGGAGAAAAGGGGUUGUUUGCCCAAUGUGGUUACAUAUAACACCUUGAUGGAUGCCUAUUGUAAAUCGGGCAACAUCGAUGAGGCGUAUGCAUUACUGGAACUGAUGUGGGAAAAGAAUUUGGUGCCUAAUGUGAUUACUUACAACGUUAUCAUAAAUGGAUUGUGUCGAGAAGGGAGGAUGAAGGAGACAGGCAAGGUUUUUAAUGAUAUGAAGGGUCAGGGCUUGGUUCCAAAUGAAGUUACAUAUAAUACAAUUAUCAAUGGGUUCUGUAAAGAGGGGAACUUUCACCAAGCUCUUGUUUUACACGCGGAGAUGGUUAGGAAUGGCUUGUCUCCCACUGUAGUCACUUAUACUUCUCUGAUAAAUAGCAUGUGUAAAUCCAGAAAUAUGCGUCGUGCCAUGGAGUUCUUCGACCAGAUGCAGAUCAGGGGACUGAACCCUAAUGAGAAAACUUAUACAACUUUAAUUGAUGGUUUCUGUCAGCAGGGGUUCAUGGAUGAAGCAUACAGAUUUUUGAAUGAAAUGAUAAACAGGGGCUUUUCGCCCUCAAUAGUGACAUACAAUGCAUUGAUCAAUGGGCAUUGUGUGGCAGGUAGAAUCGACAAUGGAGUGGAAGUGAUUAAAGAUAUGACUGCAAAAGGAGUGUCUCCAGAUGUAGUAAGUUACAGUACAAUCAUAUCUGGUUUCAGUAGAGAUUCUCGUUUGGAUGAGGCAUUCCAAAUGAAAGAGGAGAUGGUUAAGAAGGGGAUUUUUCCAGAUGCCAUUACUUAUUCGUCUUUGAUGCAAGGUCUUUGUGCAGAGAGGAGACUAACUGAUGCUCGUGAAAUGUUUGAAGACAUGUGGAGACUAGGUUUGCAGCCUGAUAAGUGUACAUACACUACUCUUAUAAAUGCUUGUUGUGCUGAAGAUGAUAUGGAAAGUGCAAUGUAUCUCCACAAUGAAAUGAUCAAUAAAGGUGUUCUUCCUGAUGUUGUUACCUACAGUGUGUUGAUAAACGGGCUUAAUAAGCAGGUUCGCAGUAAGGAAGCAAAGCGGCUGCUUUUCAAGCUGUUCUAUGAAGAGCAUGUUCCUUCUGAUGUUACUUAUGAUUUGCUGAUAGAGGGCUGUAGUAGCAUUGAAUUUCAGAGCAGCGUAGCACUUAUGAAGGGAUUCUGCUUGAAAGGUUUGAUGAAUGAAGCUGAUCGAGUUUUUGAUGAAAUGCUUCAGAGCAACCACAAGCCUAGUGAAGCAGUUUACAAUGUUCUCGUACAUGGCCAUUGUAAAGCAGGAAAUUUGCAGAAAGCAAUCGAUCUAUACAUGGAAAUGGUGCAACACGAACUUGUUCCUCAUGCUGUUACCAUUAUUGCUCUUGCUAGAGAACUUCACAAAGUGGGCAGGACGGAAGAGCUGAAUCAAAUUUUACAAGAUAUGUUAAGAAGCUGUAAAGUUAUUGAUGGUGACCGAGCCAAAGUCCUUUUGGAGGUGAAUUACAAAGAAGGGAACAUGGAUAACGUUUUUCACAUUCUGCAGGAGAUGUCCAAGGAUGGCCUGCUUCCCAAUGAUUUUAAGACUGCAUAGGCUUGUGACGUUAUUUUAUAUGGAAUCAUUAAGCUGUUUGUGUAAAACAUAACAAUGGGCUGGGUAUGCAACACAUGUCGGACUUGCUUUUUCUCCCACAAUGAAGGUUUGAGUUAUGGCAGUGUGUCCAGUGGUAGUAGCCAGUUUCGAGAAGAUGAAAAGAAUGGCUGCUAGCUUACUGAGCCAUUGUGCUAACAGAAGCCAUUCUUUUUCCCUGCCAAAAGAAAAUGGUGAACCAGUGUCAUAUCUAUAGUGAGAUAGACAAGGAUGGCCUUGGUUUCAAUUGAGGUAACAACAGCUUAGAGUUAUGAACAGACAUGCUGACUAGAGGAGUUGCUUCAUCUGCUAUCCCAAAUAUAUCUCAUAGAGAAAUCAUUUGUUUCUAGUUGUAUUUGGACACAGUCUUGUAUUUUCUUUUAUAAUUUUUAUCAAUAGUAAAGUAUAGUCACCGAUUUAUUGUC
Messenger RNA from Salvia hispanica, 2762 nucleotides. Its product is annotated as Tetratricopeptide repeat (TPR)-like superfamily protein. Lineage: Eukaryota; Viridiplantae; Streptophyta; Magnoliopsida; Lamiales; Lamiaceae. The record is from RefSeq and is a predicted model, not a curated record. Gene Ontology annotation, molecular function: mRNA binding; protein binding.